Molecule: messenger RNA, 7011 nt
Organism: Plasmodium berghei ANKA
Lineage: Eukaryota; Apicomplexa; Aconoidasida; Haemosporida; Plasmodiidae
Product: conserved Plasmodium protein, unknown function
Exons: 1
Coding region: 1-7011 (2336 amino acids)
Molecular function (GO): protein binding
Source: RefSeq, a predicted model, not a curated record
AUGAAUCAAAAAAAAAACACAAUUAACAAAAUUUCUAAACAAGCGAAUGCAAGUGCUUCCCAAAAAAAUGUCUAUAAAGAAGGUAGUUGUCAAAACCCAAAUAAUAAAAAUGUUUUUAAAUUUAGCAAUAGUUUAAAUUAUAAUAGUUAUAGCGAUUUAGUGGAUGGAUUGUUAUCUGAUAAAAGUCUAAGUAUAAAUAGAAACCAUAAAUUUUAUAAUAUAAAUAAUAAUAAAAGUAGAAAUAAUAUAAGAAAAAAAAAUAAAACAAACAAUAGUAAUGAUGAUACACUAAGGGAAGACGAUGAUGAUGAAGAGGAGGAAGACGACGAAGAUGAAGAAGAAGAUGAAGAGGAUGAAGAAGAUGAAGAAGAUGAAGAAGAUGAAGAAGAUGAAGAUGAAGAAGAUGAUGAUGAAGAUGAAGAGGAUGAAGAUGAGGAAGAAGAUGAAGAUGAGGAAGACAUAGAGGGAUUUAAUAGAAAAAUGAGUGCUGAUUCUAUAGAUGAAAAUAAUAAAAUAAAGAAAAAAAAAAAUAAAAAUAAUUUAUUUUAUAAAGAUUUAGAUAAAUCUAAUAAACAAAAUAAUGUAAAUACAAAAAAUGAUAAUUCUGAUUAUUAUGAUAUAUAUUCAAAUAUUUAUUCAUAUUAUGAUAUAUUUACUGAAGGCCAAAAUGGUUUAAGCAAAUUUAAAUAUUUUAACAAUGUGUUUUCAAAUUAUGAACAAAAAGGUGAAAAAAACGAUCUUCCGCAUGAUCAAAAUACUAAUGGAAAUAAUAAUUCGAAUAAUAAUAAUAACAAUGCUGAAAAAUUUUCAGCAUCAACACCAUCAUAUAUUAAAGCAUCUGGUGCCCCCCCUUCUUUUAAUAAUUCACAGACACGUAUUGUAAAUGAUAAAACAUAUAAAACUGUCAAGAAUUUAAUAAAAGAAGAUCGUGAAAAUAAUAACCAAUAUACUUCUGGGCAAAGUAAUAAUGAUAACAUCACAGUAAAUCGACAAACUGUUUUUAUUGAUCAAAAUAAUUCUAGUACUGGCAUUAAUACUAAUAAUAUUCUUAACCCCAAAAGUCAAUACGUGUAUUCCAACAAAUUGAAAGAAAAAAAAAAUGAACUUAAUAAAAAUAUUGGGAAUUGUAAUAAUACUAAAAAAAAAAUAAUUACAAAAAAAAAAAAAAAAAAAAAAAAUACAACUGAGGAUACAAUUAUAAACGAUAGAGAAACUACAUUUUAUGAAGAUUUAAAACGAAAAAUAAAUUCGAACAAUAAUGUUAGUGAAAAUAUAUCAGAAGGCAAUCGACUUAAUCCUAGGGUUAGUUCAAGGAAUAAUAAAAUUUUCAGUUCAUAUACGAAUAAAAAUAAGAAUAAACUUUCCAAUAUAAAAACAAUGACUUCAAGUUUUAUAGAAAAUAAUUUUUUCUACAAUAAUAAUAAUAAUAAUAAUAAUACCAAUUUGUACAAAGAAUUUAUAACUCCAAUGAAAAAUAAGACUAAAAUAAAUAAUCGGAAUGAAAAUAAUUCUAAAAAUAUUGAAAAGGGAAAUGAUGGGCAAACAGGAAAUGUAGUGAAUAGUGAACAAGAUCAAGAUAGUAACAUGAAUAAACGAAAUAUAAAUCAUGAAAAUAAAGAAAAUGAAGAUAAUAAUGAAGAUGAAGAAUAUGAUAAUAACUUUAGCUCAAAUGGAAGUAAUACUACCAAUCUAAGUAUAGACAGUUCAUGUUCAAUCGAAAUAUAUUAUAAAAAUGAUAAAGAAGUUUUACGAAAUUUAGAAAAAGGUUUAAACUGUGAUAAAGGGAAGGCUAUUCCCAAAUUUUUGAAAAAUCCUGCAAAAAAACGAAUGAAUAAACUUAAAAAAAUAAUUGAAAUAUUAGAAUAUUCAAUAUAUAAUGAAGAAAGAAAAGGAAAUCAAUUAGAAAAAAAAUUAUAUCAAUAUGUAUUAUUAACUAGGAAUUUAAAAAAAGAAAUAUAUAAUUUAGAAAUUACUAAUAAUAAUAGUAAAAAUAAAAUAGCAACAUAUGAAAAGGAUAUAAUAAAAUUAAAAGAACAAAAUGAAGAAAUGAAAUUAACUUUGUCAACUUUUGAAAAUGAACUUAGUAAUUUGAUAAACAAAUUUGAUAAAAAUUUUGCAAAAGAAUUAAUUGAUACUAAAUCAAAAAAUGAUAUUUUAAAAAAAGAGGUUGAAAGAUUAAAAAAAGAAAUUGAGCUUAAAAAUUCAGAAAUUAAAAAAAUUGAAAGUUAUAAUGAUAUAACAAAAAAAAGUACAUCUGAUCCUAUUACAGUUACUCAAUCCGAUAAUUUGAACUCAGAACCCAUACCUGAACCUGCUAGUAGUACAUCUAACAUUUCAAAUUCGUUUAUUACAUCUAAUCCAACAAACACAUAUAUUCCAUCAAAUUCAACGAAUACAAUUGGCUUAGAAACAAAUCAAGAAGCUACAUUAUCUCGAAAUAAUAACAAUUUUUUGAAUACAUCAAAUCCUCAUAAUAAUUCUACUAAUACUUCAUCUAAUUCACCAACUAUAACAAUUUCUCAUGAAUUUCCUUUUUAUCAUGGAAUUAGUGAAGAAAUUCCACAAAAUAAUGUUGAUGAAUUUAUAGCAAAAAUAAAAAAUAAUCGAAUAAUAUAUGAUAAGAAUGUUGAUAAAUAUGAUGAAGAAACAAAAUCUGCAAUAUAUGGAUGUCAUAUUUCUAAUAUGAUCUUAGAAAAUCCAGAUAUUUGCAAUCAUAAAAAAGUUUUAAAAAUUUUACAAGAUUAUUGUAUUAGCGAAUCAAGGUUAUUAAAUAUUCAUAUGUCAUUAAAAAGAGAAAGAUAUGAUAAUUAUAUUUCACAAAAAGAAUUAGAAAAAGAAGUUAUAAGACAAAUUGAAAAUAUGAAUUUUGAUAAAAAUAAAGAAAAAAAUAUUUCUAUAAUUAAUUCAAUUGUAUUAACAUUGAUAUUAAAAAAUGUUCAUAUUUUUAAUUUAUAUAAAAUAUUUAUUUUAUCAUUAAAAUAUGAUAAUUUUCGGUGGGUAAAAAUAAUAAAAAAAGGUCUUUUUUUGAAAUUUUUUGAUUUAUCCUUAAUCGAUUUUGAAAUAAAAAUCAAUGAAACUUCAAAAAUUAAAGAAACAAAACUCAUUCAUAUAUUAGGAGGUAUUAAUGUAGUUUUAAACAACAAACAUAAUGUAGAAAUUGAAGCAAAUAAUAAUAUACAUUAUAAUAUUAAACAUCCAUUAUUUUAUUGUAGUAAUGAAAUGUUAAAACGAUUAAUGUAUGAUAUGUAUUUAAAUUUUACAAAAGAUCCGAUUAAUCCUCAAAACAAUGAUAAUAUAUAUCACUAUAUAUUACAAAAAAAAAAUUAUGAAUUAUUAAAAUUGUUAAAAUUAUCAGGAAAAAAUUUUAAUUUUAUAUUUAGCAAAAAUAGUGAUAAUAAAACACCUUUGGAUUAUGUAGAAAAUGAAGAUAUACAUAUUGAUUUAAUUUCAGGAUAUAUAUUAGAUAUAGCAGGAAAAGGUGCAGAGAAUUAUAAAAAUUAUCGUUAUGAACAAGCAUAUAAAUUAUAUUCUGAAGCUUUAGAAAAACAAAUUAAGUUAUCUAAUUCUAUUAAAUUAGGUAGUUCAAAAUCAAUGAAUGAAAAUAUAGGAAAAUUAUAUUAUAAUAGAGCUCGAACAUUAAUGCAUCUAAAUAAAUGGAUAGAUGCUAUAGAUAAUUGUAAUAAUUGUUUAAAAUAUAUUCCUAAAUAUAUUAAUGCAUAUGAUACACAAAUACACGCUUAUGAAUAUCUGUUAGAAUAUGAAAAUGCAUUGAGUAUAUAUAAAACAAUGUGUAUAAAAUGUAAUAUAAAACCAGAUGAAAAAGAAGACAAACUAAAAGCACAAAUGAAUGCUACUGCUUUUCAAAUUUUAAAUAUUAAUAAGAAUUCAACACUUGUAGAAAUUAAACAAGCAUUCUCAAAUUUGUCAAAAAAAUGGCAUCCAGAUAAAUUAGGAAUAAAUACAAGUGAAGAUAUUAAAAAAAGACAUAAUAAUCAUUUUAAAAGGUUAUUUAAAGCAAAGCAGUUACUUUUAAAUGAUUUAGAAAGAUAUAAAGAAAAAAAAAAAAAGGAAACAAAUUUUGUAUACCCACAAAUUAUUGAUGAUUCAAGUUUAGCUUAUCGCAAUGACACUAGCACUACAAACAAUGGCGGUGCAAAUAGUAACAAUAGCAAUGGGGAAGGGCAAGAAAAAAAAACCAAUUUAAUCCCACCUUAUGAUUCAGCAUAUGAACAAACUAAAGAUAAUAAAAAAUCAUCAGAUAUUUAUGAAACAUUUGGAACUGAUUCGAAUAAUGUAAACAUUGGAAUAAACAAAACUAUAAAUCAUAGAAAUAUAUUUAAUUCAUAUAAAGAUGAUAUUGAAAAGUUCCAAGAAAAAUUAAAAAAUUUGAAUAAAGGAAUUAAUAGUAGUGAUAAUGAUACAAAUAAAAAUAUAAAUCCAUUUAACAACAUAUUUGAUAAUAAAGGAUUGAAUGAAAAAGUUGAUGAAAAUUUUUAUAAAAAAUUGAAAGAAGAAUAUGAAGGAUUAAAUGAUGACCAAUUAAGUAACUUUAAAACAAAAAUAUCUAACUCAAUAAAUAAUCUGAUUCAAACUGAAAUCAAUUUAAAAAGGGAAUAUCAAGAAUUGUGCAAUAAAGAAAAAAAUAAUGCUAUUAUGAAUGCACGAUUAUGUAUUUUACAAGAAAUUCAAAAAGCUCUUUGUAUACGAUUAGAUAAAGAAAGAAAGUUAAAAAUAAUUGAAACAGUUUUUAAAGAUAGAUCAUGUAAUAAUAAUUCUACAUCUAUACCAACAAAUAAUAAAGAUGAUAAAAUUAAUGGUUAUCCUUAUUUGAAUAAAACAAAUAAACAAAAUUAUUCCAAUAAGGAAGAAUUAUCAGGUGAUGUGUUGAAUGAAAAAAAUAAAAAUGGAAAUAAUGUAGAAACGGAUUCUAAAAAUGAAAAGGGAAAUAAUAAUGAUCAAAAAAGUGAAAAUCAAAAUUUUGAUGAAAAUGAAGAUAAUGAAAUAGAAGAAGGAUAUCAUAGUAGAGGAAAAUAUUACGAAUACUAUUAUGAUGAUAAAAAUAAUAGAUAUAUAAAAGAAGAAAAUGAUGAAAAUUUUGAUAAUGAUAGAUCUUAUGAUCAUAAAAGAUUUCAUGAAGAAAUGCAACAAGAAAAAAAUUAUUGUGAUUCAAAAGUUUAUGAAAAUAUUAAUACAAAUCAUGAUGAUAAUCCAAAUAGUGAAAAGGGGGGAAGCAAAAAAAAUGAUCAAGAUAACAUUCGAGAAGAUUCAGAUAAUAUAGAAAAUGAAUCAUAUUCACAAAAAAAUGAAAAAAGAAAUAUUCAAGAAGCUUCAAAUUCUAACAAAAUAACCGAUUCGGAUAGUAGUAGUAAUAAUAAUAACAACAAUUCAGGAGUAAAUGAUAAUGGAAAUAUGGGAAACCCUGAUGAUAAUUGUGGGCAAAAUCGAAAAAGAAACUCAAAAGAAAAUCUUAAUAAAGUUUGGAAAAAUGAACAAAUAAACGAAUUAAAUAAAAUAUCAGAAAAAAAUCAAAUGACAAAUGAACAUACAACGUUUAUAUUUAUGAAUGAUGAACAUAAUAAUAAAGAUGUUUAUAAUAUUUAUGAUUCCCCUGAAAAAACAAAUAAUAACUAUUUUGAAAAUAUAACAAACACAAAACAAAUUAAUCAUCAGCCUUAUAGAAAUUCAAAUAAUACAUUUGAAUACAUUCCUUCAGGAAAUAAUCAAUAUACUAAAAAUAAUGUCUUAAAUAACAUAAAUAAUAAUAUUCAAAUGAGUGAAGAUUUAAAGGGUGAACUAUAUCCAUUUGGAAAUAAAACACGUUCGAAUGUUGUUCGUAAUUUAAAUUCAAAUACAGAUGAAAUAAAUACAAAAGAAGAUAACACAGGAAAAAUAUAUAUUAAUAAUAAUGAUACAUUUUAUGAGGAAAAAGAAAAUAUAAAUAUUGAAACAAAUGGAUAUAUAAAUAAAAAAAAUGAAAAUAAAUAUUACCCUAAAGAAAGAAUAAUAGGAUCUGAUAUAUCUAACUCUGAACAAGUUGAAAAAGAUAUAAUUAAUCAGCCCAUAAAUGAAGAUAAUGGUGAAAAAAAAUAUAAAAAUUUUAGCAAAAAAGAUAAAACAAAUAAUAUAUAUGAUGAAAAUGGAGGUAAUAAAAAUAUAAAAAAUAAUCAAACAAAUGAAGAGAAUGUAAAUGAUUCCACAAAUAAUUAUUAUGAUAAAGAUUCUGUUUAUUUAAUGUAUAAUUCUAGAAAUUCAAAUCUUUUAGAUAAAAUUGCAAAAAAAAAAAACGAUAAUUCUAUUAAUAUAAAUAAAAAUGAGACAAUAGAACAAAGUGAUAAAGAAAUAGAAACUUAUUAUACUGAGGAUAAUGAAAUAAAUAAAUUAAAUUUAAAAAAUAAAAAUGAUGAAUAUAUACCUUCACCGAUUAUAGGAAACAAUAAUAAUUUUUUAAAAAAAAUGUCAAGUAAUAAUUCUUCUCGAAAUACAUACACAAUUAAUUCAGAAAGAUUGAUUCAAAAAAAUAUUUCUUAUUCUAAUGAUAAUACAAAAAAAAAACAACCCAUUGAAAAACGAAACAGCCAAAAAGAGUCAACAAAUAUAUAUAACAAUAAUAGUGAUAAGGAACAAAAUCAGGAUAAAUAUACUGGACAUAAUUUACAUAAUGGAGAAAUAAAACACUAUGAUUCUUCGUUUUAUGGAAAAAAUUAUGUACCAACAAACAAAUCUAUUUCAAAUAUAAAAAAUAAAUUAGAUAAAAAACUUCAACAAAAAAGCUUUGAUACCUCAGAAGAUUUUUCAAAUUAUAAUGAAAAUAAUAAUUUUUAUAAUAUGCAUAAUGAUGAAUAUAAAACAUUUCAUUUUUCAAAUGAACAAACUGAUCAGGAUAUAAAUACAAAUUAUUUAAAUUCCGAAAAUCCUAUUCCUUCUGACAAUAUUAAACCCUAUUCAUUCCACACCCCACCCAAUGAUUAUGCACAUGAUCAAAGAGAAAAUAUUUCUCCUAAAAAAAAAUGA